GUGUUUAUUUUUGCUACUGCAGACAGCCGGCUCUUGUGUGGAAGCCUCAAACAUCUGGACGAAUGUAAAUACAAAAUCCCUCCUUUGGAGAAGAAGUACGAUCUGCAGAACAUGGAGUCAAAGACUGCCUACCACUGUGACUGCACCAGCCGCUUGGCUGUUCAGAUCGAAAGCUUCAAGCAACCCAGUACUCUCCCCACGCUACUGAUGGAUUUCGUCUCUCAGUACUGCUUCAAACUGCCAGAGGAGAAAAAGUGCCACAGCAGAAAAAGCUGUUCUAGAGGCUUCAGUAAAGCUUCUGACCUACUUCGAGCCCUUAAGAAGAUAGAGGAAAAAGACACUGCUUGGGUGCGAAAUUCAGUCAAUGACAGAAAAAGAGGGAUUCCUGUUCGUCUUUAUAAGCGAUGCCUAAGGCUGGAAAGAGGAGCUGAUAUUAUGGCACAACUCACACGAUUAUAGACUAAGCUUCUAUGAGCAGCAACAAUGAAUUUCAUGAGCUUUACAUUUCAUGCAGCGUUUUCUGUUUCGCUCUGAGGCUGUAAAAUGGCAGCAAAUUGAAAAUAUUCAAGUACUCAAACCCUCGAACGUUGUAAUAUAUUAGUAAGUAGGCCAAAGAUAAAAACAUAUUCAUAAAGAACUGUAAUAGAAAACUGCAAACCAUUAGACUGUGCAUUGGAAAUUUAAUAAAAUCAUUUAUUUUUUGUU
Dicentrarchus labrax (European seabass) is the source of this 705-nucleotide messenger RNA. RefSeq names its product group 3 secretory phospholipase A2-like. The record is from RefSeq and is a predicted model, not a curated record. Lineage: Eukaryota; Metazoa; Chordata; Actinopteri; Moronidae. The transcript is spliced from 3 exons. Gene Ontology annotation, molecular function: A2-type glycerophospholipase activity. The coding region runs from base 112 to 459 and encodes 115 amino acids. Gene Ontology annotation, biological process: arachidonate secretion; phospholipid metabolic process.